AAGUCUGUUUAAUAGAUCAACCACUUACACAAAGCUGGAGUAUACUUUCUUACCGAUGGAGUAAUGCAAACAUGUUCCCAAGAUGGCAGCCGCUUUGCGCAUGCGCAUAUGGCAUUGUUGCCGCUAACAUUUGCCACACAGUAGUCAGAUUCAUGAAAAAAUACAUUAUUUAAUUCAGUUGAAUACUCUGACGUCCAAAAACCCUUAGCAAAAUUUUAUUUGACAUUUCUUGACCUGUAUUUAUGUUUAUUGUGCUGUAGUUUAUUUAUUGUAGCGGUCCCAAAAGUAGCUCCGCUCCAAAAGGGGGCGCUGAGCAAACGCAAUGAGCGCAAAUGAGCUUCAAGCCAACGAGAAGAAGCGCACCAGCAUUCAAAACAAUACUUUAGCGGAAGUAUCGUUCUGUUCGCACCAACAUGUCGAAAAGGAGCCCCGAUAAAGACGAUCGAACGGCGACUAGCACAAAGAACAUCUCCCUCCCCGUUUCCAGAGUGCGGCUGAUCAUGAAGAGCUCGCCGGAUGUGUGUAACAUUAACCAGGACGCUCUUUUCCUCACCACCAAGGCAACGGAGCUGUUUGUGCAGCACUUGGCGCUGUGCUCCUUCAACCAUGGCCUCGGCAAGGAGAGCAACAGCCUGUCGUACAGCGACCUAGCUAACACUGCGGAGGAGACGGAGACCUUCCACUUCCUGACAGAUAUCCUACCCAAGAAGAUCCUGGCUCGGGAUUACCUCAGGUCUUUGGAGGAGAUGCAACAGGAAGAAGAAGCCGCUGACUUCUAAACAAGUCAAUAAAAAAAAAAAGACUGAAGUGUUGACUAGCAGCGGUUAGCCAUCAAAGCCAGAGAGGAGAACUUCUAUGGCUGGGACACAAAUCUAAUGCUAGCUCUUCAUCUUGAUCUUCUUCAAAGAUUUGAAAUGUGGACGUCAACCUGGCAUUUUAGUCUUGGACAGAAACGGCGCUUUGUUCAGUCGCUCAUUAAACUGGAAUCUUUUCACUGCUUGCCAACGACGCUGCCUGGAGACUUUAUUGGAGUAGUCAGGCUGUACAGGAUGUUAGCAUAUCAUGCUUAUGGGGGGGGUGGCAGGGGGUGUACGAGGACACUGUUGUCAUGCUGUCAUGUGAUCAGUUUGUUGAGUCUUGUCUGCAUGGCCAGCAGACUCUCCUCCAGCGUGGACAAACGUCUCUCCAGGGUGGCCGCCGUCAGCUCCCGGGCGUACCCCGCCUUCCUGGUGUGGGCCAUCCGCUCCUUCAAGCUGCACGGGGAACGCCACCGUCCGUCAAUCAUCCAUCAAUCGUGUAAAAAGAUUUUGAUCGUGUAUAUAUAGAUAAUAUCAGAUGUUUGUUACGCGCUAACGAUGGAUCUGCGCGAUCGAUCGAUAGCGCUGCGCCUGAGAUGGAUCCAUUGUUAGCGCAUAAAUCGAUCGAUUUCUGCACUCACGAUGGAUUACUGCGUCCGGGAUGGAUGUAUGUAGUUUGUUUAGAUGCCAACAGAUGGCAGCGCUGAGCGUUGUUACAAGAAUCAAGAAGUGGAUGCAUGCAAAUUUCAAAUCUUUGAUUAAUUGUCAAGCAGUUCACUUUGUUACCGUUCUCGGCGAGGGGAGUGUGACCCCUAACCCCUAACCCCUAACCCUAACCCCUAACCCCUAACCCUAACCCUGUCAUUGUAUGCAAUUAACAGAUCAACGAUUGUCAUUAUAUAGUCAGUGCAGUGUCAAAGCAUCGGUCUCCAGCGCUAAGGCACUUAUAGCCAUCGUGAGCGCAGAAAUCGAUCGAUUAGUGCGCUAACGAUGGAUCCGUCUCGGGCUCAGCGCUAUCGAUCGAUCGCACAGAUCCAUCGUUCGUGCGUAAUAUUUAUUCCUGUAACUUUGGUGUGUUCAUAUUUAGACUUUAUUGUCCUAAAAACACUACUGCUGUUGUCCAUUUCUAACAGACAAACAUGUCAACAUUGGAAUGCUAUGCUAGCAGUAGGAGUUAUUGAUUGACAGGUCAUGACUUUUUUUCCUUCCUCUGAUAAUUAGGUCAUAUUGCAACUUGUCGUUUUAUGUCACAAUAUUCCGGCGUCUUCAUUCGUCACCGAAGAUCCUGUCCUGUUUUCUUUGCCUGCUAUGUCAGCUUUGGUCUGGUACUGUCUGCUCAAUCAGGACCCCCCCACCCCCCGCCCCCCAACCCAUGACAGGAAGUAGCCGACUAAUAAAGCAGGCCAGU
Messenger RNA from Doryrhamphus excisus (bluestripe pipefish), 2205 nucleotides. It is a transcript of the gene chrac1, whose product is annotated as chromatin accessibility complex subunit 1. Gene Ontology annotation, molecular function: protein heterodimerization activity. Gene Ontology annotation, cellular component: nucleus; CHRAC. Lineage: Eukaryota; Metazoa; Chordata; Actinopteri; Syngnathiformes; Syngnathidae. The record is from RefSeq and is a predicted model, not a curated record. Gene Ontology annotation, biological process: DNA-templated DNA replication; chromatin remodeling.